UCAAACGAUUCUGUCGAUCAUUCGCCGACACGCAACUGUCCGUCUCCUCCCGCGGCACACUCGAUAACACAUUGCAAUUAUAUUAUAUAAUAUUACGUUAACUGUAACAGUAUCGCCAUCAUUUAUCUGAUAUCGUUACAUUUUCUAGACCAUAAUAUAAUAUGCACUUGUGUUUCCACGGUCGGCGCCAUCACCUGCGAAGUUAGUACACGACACCACCACAACCGACCAGCACCGAAGAAGACAACCGGCGACAAACUAGCGGAAACGAAAUUAUUGUAAUAAUAAAAAUAUUAUACCUGGAGCAGUAGUCAACAUCUUUGAAAUGUUGGCCGUUACAAAAACGGUUAUCGUCUUGGCGUGCCUGGCGAUGGCUAAUUGCGGAAUCUUCCACGGAUUGCCGGUAGCCGAUGAACCAGUUCUAGAAUCAUGCUGUCCGCCCGUGUCCAGAAGGCAAAACUCCAUACCAGUACACUACGUGACGGGCACACACUACGAAGUCGGAUACAGCGUCGGACGCACUUUUGGAUCAAUGAUAAAAGAAUAUUUACGCUUGUAUGAGCCACUUCAGAGUGAGUUCUUACCAAUGUAUGCUCAACCAGAAGGGCGACAGAUUUAUGAAGAAAGUUUGAAGUCAACACAAAAAUACUUCCCUCAGUAUGUGAUCGAGCUACAAGGAGUGGCUGAUGGAGCGAAAGUUCCGUUUCACGAGUUGUUCCUAAUGGCUUUAGAUGAUACACUACCAAAGAAUUUAAACGCCUCCAGUAAAGACAAAGGGCCUGUAGGAUGUACUUCACUCAUAAUUAAUCAGCCAAAUGCACAGCUGUUAGGGCAUACAGAAGACGCGAUGUCCGAGACGGUAAACAACUACUACAUAGUGGCUGCUCAUGUGGUGCCCGAUGAAUCCGAAUUGGGGGGCAUCUUUCCGGCCAGAGAAGAGAAGUUCGAGGCACUCGCGUACGCUGGACACUUACCAGGUUACGCAAGCGGUCACAACCACUACGGGCUGGUGUUCUCGAUCAACACGAUAUUCGUCAGUAAACCGUUGAAGGGCAAAAUCCCCCGAGAGUUCAUCACGAGAGCGGUCCUGGCCUCGCGGGCCGACCUGGGCGAAAUCUUGGACGUGUUGACAAACGAAGGCGUAGGCACGGCUGAUGGAUUCAACAUGAACUUUGCUUUCCUGGAUGUACCCAAAGAAUCUCGUGUUUUUCACACGGCCGAAGUCACCCCGAAAAUCGACUCUGACAGGUCGGAAGUGUACCUUGCAGACUUUGGCAUGGGAAGCAACUCGUUACAUACGAACAGACUACUCCAUCUGAAGUAUCCGGAACUGAACGAAGCCGCUUACGGGAGCAGCGUGUCCAGGGAGAGCCGGUACAAGCAUAUGACGGCCAACAAGACUGCCGUGAACCUCCAGGACAUGUUGGAAGUACUCGGCAACAGGGACGACGAUCCGUGGCCGAUCUUUAGUGACAAGGCUGAAGCCAGAGUCAGCACCAUUAAUUUGGGUGUUUUUGACUUCAAUAAGAAAACUUGGACAUUGUGGACCAAUGAUCCAAUUGACACACCACCUCUAUUGCAGUUGCCACUAACAUUCGCGGAUUUGAUUGGCCCAACAAGAAGUGAUGUAAGCACCAACAAGAUCGAAGUCAUAGAAACGUUUUAUCCUGACAAAUAAUUAGAUAUUAUAUUUAUCAUCAUAGUCAUUUUACCAUUAUAUAGUACCUAUAUACAUUAUAUAUUUGGGUCGUUAAUAUUCAUUAUUAUAUU
This is a messenger RNA of Myzus persicae (green peach aphid), 1770 nucleotides long. RefSeq lists its product as uncharacterized. The record is from RefSeq and is a predicted model, not a curated record. NCBI's taxonomy places the organism in Eukaryota, Metazoa, Arthropoda, Insecta, Hemiptera, Aphididae. The transcript has 9 exons. Bases 326 to 1678 code for a protein of 450 amino acids.